Messenger RNA from Symbiodinium sp. CCMP2592, 4008 nucleotides. The record is from the annotation of a GenBank genome assembly. Lineage: Eukaryota; Dinophyceae; Suessiales; Symbiodiniaceae.
AUGGGCAGAGAGUUCUCGGAGAAGCUGAAACUCCUCGGCAUGACGGUGGCGGACCGCCUGGCACAAGUCUCAGGAGCUGAUGAGCUCAUCCAGAAACUCCCUGCAACCAGAUUCCCGCAAGUACCCUUUAAAGGAGAUCCUUCUGACCUUUUCAAACGUUUCAUCGAUGCUGAAGACAGGGUGCCCAUCAGCGUCCUGCUUAUGGACAAAGGCCUGCGCCGGGCAGCCUUAAAGCUGUCCGGCGAGGGCGGCCGAAGCCUGGCGCGUGCCUUCGAUUAUUUGCAGAAGGCGGCGGAAGAGAACGAGGAUCUCGCUGUGACGCAUCUGCCUCGGGCCCUGGUGCGGCUGGCGAAGCCGAAGGAGAUGCCUCCAGCCGUGGCGGAAGCCAUGAGGCGUGUGGAAGCUGAGGAGGCGCAAGCCAGGGAGCGGGCCGAAGCCGCGGCGGCGCAGCCGGCGGUGAGCAUCCCGGAAGACCCCCCGAAAGCGACGACGGCUCUGCAGCCAGCGCAGCGGAAUGUGAAGGGUGAGCUUGGGCAUUUCUUCGCAAAGAAGAUGGGUCGAGGUGCUGCGAAAGGUGACAUCAACUUUGAUGCACAGCGAGUUUCCGAUCAUCCUGCGACAUUCCGAGCCCAAUGCGAGAUUUGGGGCCGAUCCUUCGAGAGCAAAGACGCCCACACCACCAAGAAGGCUGCAGAACACGAUGCGGCCUUGACCGCGCUGGAGACGCUCCUCGCAGAAGCGGGCAUUGAGGAUCCCGGGGCUGCCGUGGACUGGAAGGGGCAGCUGCUGGGUUUCUUUCAACCGCAAGGCCAGCGAGAUCAAGUGCAGUUCGAGAUGCAGCGCGUGGGGCAGGAGGAGUCAGAAGACAAAGUAUUCCAGGCCAAAGUCACUUUGCCCAGUGGCCAAACUUUUCUCAGUGAGCCUCAGUCCCGCACGGUGCAUGGCUGCAGCGCGAAGACGCGCCGCGCCGCCGAGCAGGAUGUGGCACAGAAAGCGCUUCUGGCGCUGCAGGGCAAGGCGUCCCCGAUCCCUACUCCGACGCCUUCGGCGGCCUUUCAGCCGCCGCCGCGGCCGCACGAUCGGGAGGUGCAGAUCCUGUGGCUGCCUGCAGCGGCGAACGAGCUGCCCUUUCUGCGCCGCGUGGUGGUGGAAAGCGAGGAUUUCUUGGCGACUGCAGAAAGUCUGUUGAAGUGCAAAAACACCGUCUGCUACCCCUUGGGCUGGCAGAGGGACCGGCCGAAGGGGCUUAGCCUGUACGAGGCCAUGGAUGCUUCCGAAGUAGUGAACGAUCGGGCCACGGCAAUUGCGGGAGUAGAAGUCUUCGGCGACUCCUUCUUGAUGGACGCCAGCGCUCACUCUUCUGGUGCAGAGCUUGUCGACAUCACCCUGGCUCGCUACGAAUUUCUGAAGGCAGAGCGAGCAGGGUUCUUGCGAGAGCCUGUGCCGGCGCUGAACCACAGUCGCGGCAUGCUGGUCUGUGGGCAUCCGAAGUUUCCCGAGAAUUUUUCUGCUGAGACUUGGGUGGGUCUAAACCCCCGGAGCCUGCUUAACGAUGUUGCGCGGCGGAAGGGCUUGGCGCAACCUCGGACAGACGUCAUUCUUUGCAAGGCCGCCAAGGGCCAAAGCUGGUUCCAGGGGGUGAUUUCCCUUCCCGAAAUGGGCCUCCAGGUGCAUGGUACAAUGGCCACGAACAAGUCGGAAGCGCAGCAGCAAGCCGCCGUGAAAAUGCUGCAGAGGUUGCAGGAGGAAGCUGAAUCUGCAGGGGCCGUGUGGCAGCACCCUCUCUGCAAGUCGGCCAUGGCACCGGCCGUUCGAGGCGUGCCGCGCCCCAGCCGGAAGCCUCUGCCACUGGGUUCCAAGGUGGUCUGCAGCUACCAGAUCACGCUGGUGGCUGAAAGGGAUCAGAACGGCGUUUCCAUCGAACUGCCGUUGGAAGGUCAAGAGCGAUUGACAGCCUUCGUGGGCGGGAACAUCUUGCAUCAAGUCGUGGAGGACCUGCUCCAGCGCUUAACGCCGGGCGGGGAAGCAGUCACGGUGGAAGCUCCAUGCGAGUAUGAGGGCAACCCCUGCAAGUUCGUGAUGUCCGCUCGGCUGCUGUCAAUAACCCAUCCGGUGGAGCCGUCGCCGGAGCCUGCAAAGACCAUCAAGUUCGACCCCCCCUUGUGGAAGCAACGUCAGCGCUACAUUGUGCAGGCGCUGCAGGCGCGCAAGGUGUCGAGUGUCUUGGACCUGGGUUGCGGGGAUGGUCAGCUGUUGGAGGCUCUUGUGGCCGUCGGCCUGCAGCGUGUUUUGGGCCUCGACCUCUCGGAGAGCCGCAUCAAGACUGCUUCUCGGCGACUGGCGGAGAAGGGUGGCGAUGGGCAGCAUGUUGACGUCAUGCAGGCGGACUUCGUCAACGUGCCUGCAGAAGGAGAGCCGAAGUGGAUCUCCUUUGGGGCUGGCGUGCAGGCGGUUGUUCUUUGCGAGGUCUUGGAGCACCUCCCCGAGGUUGUUAUGCCGAGACUGCCCGGCGCUCUCUUCGGGGCUUUGCAGCCGGAAGUUGUGGUUGUCACCAGCCCCAAUGCCGACUUCGGGGAGAGCAGCGGAUCCGAAGACGAGGACGCGGGGCCUGCAGAACCUCGGCAGUUCCGGCACGCGGAUCACGAGCGAGAGUGGACGCGAGAAGAGUUCCGUGAGUGGGCAGAGGCCGCGGCCGAGAAGCACGGCUACUGGAUCUCUGAGUUCGGCGGCGUGGGAUACCUUCCCGAACAGGAAGCGCAAGGUCCAUGCACGCAGCUCGCAGUCUUCGAGCGAAAGGAUCUGGAGGAGGCGGCAGAGGAAGUGGAAGAGGCUGCUCUUUGCGGUUGGGAGACGCAGGUGGACCUCGGUUCUUUGUCUGCCAAAGCGCUGCGGUCGCAGGAGCUUGACAGCGACGGCAGUGGCCUCUUGAAGCAUGUGAUUCGAGAAGGCUCUGGGGAGCCUCCUCCGCAGCAUUCUCGGGUGAACCUGCACUACUCGACGUACCUGAUGGAUGGCAGGCGUGUGGACACCAGCCGACAGGGGAAGAGGUCGAUGCCAUGCGCCUUUCAGUUGGGCAAGCAAGAUCAGGGCGUCGAAGCAUGGCAGCUUGCAGUGCAGACCAUGAGCUGCGGCGAGGUGGCAUGGCUUCAGUGUCCGGCCCGCUACGCUUAUGGAAGCCGAGGGGCUCCAAAUAUCCCUGCAGAUGCAGAUGUCUGGUUCUGCCUGGAGUUGACCAGCACAAAGGCACCGGGCACUGUGCGGUUCCUGAGUCGUGUGGCGGAUGCUUUGGAUGAAGCAGAGAAGCACAUGGAGGUGGGACGUGCAGACAUCAAGCGCCAGGCUUUCGCGCAGGCAAGGCAAGCCUUCCGCCGUGCCGUUGCCGCCGUGCCGGACAAGCUGCUGCUGAAGCAAAGCGAUGAAAUCAUCACACGCUUCGCAAAGAUGGAGCGAGCAUCCUUGCUCAACCAGGCCCACUGCUGCCUCAAGCUCGGCGAUUCCGUGCCGGACGUCAAGUCGGAACAGCAAGCCCAUUUUCGUGAAGCUCUCCAGGCUUGCCGAAGCCUCUUCGACCGGCACGGCCCGCGUGACGUGCAUGCGGAGGGUGGCCGUCUGCCCGAAACCAUGGUCCAGGUCGCCGACUCCAUCUGCAAAGCUUCGCAGCUAGAAGAGGUGCCAUGGAUGGCGAAGGCCCACUUCCGACGUGGCCUCGCCAAGGAGAAGCUCCGCUAUCUGACAGAUGCCGUCGCUGACUACGAGGCUGCCUUGUCGCUCGAGCCGACGGACAGCGUCAUCUCCAAACAGCUGCAGCUGGUGAAAGCCCGCAAGCAGAAGGCGGAGCUGAAGCCUACACAGAUGUUCGCGGGAAUCCUGCAACGCGAGCGGGCAGAACGCGAGCGCGAGGAGGCUGCUGCGGACUUGGCAGCAAGAAAGCAGCGUCGGGAGGAGCGGCUACAACGAGAGGCGGAGCAACGCGAGCCCCAGAAGCCUACUGAGGCCUCGGAGACCUGA